ACAGCUCUGGGAGGUUCGACCGGGCAGGCAAAUUGGACCCAGAAAGUCAAGGAUCGACCAUGCCGGGACACAGCUCACGGAUGCGGGUCCCUGUACAGGAACAGAUCUGGGAUUUGCAGAAAAAAAUCCAGCUCUUGGAGGGUGAUCGUAAGGCUUAUUAUGAAACAUCGCAGGAUAAAAUCAAGAAAAACAAGGAGAACAUUCAACAGCUGAGACAAGAGAACAAACAACUGCAUAAAGUAUUGGCAGGAACAUUGUUGAGUGAUGAGAAACUUGACCAGGUUUCAUUUCAAGAUCAUCAUGAGAAAAUGGCGCUGAGAAACAAGAGUGGGAAGGAUGUCGUAAUAGUUAUGGAUCAGAAGGUUUGUGACAAGUCUAAGCGCCUAAAUGCUCUUAAACAUGAGACAGAAAUGAAGAAGAAACAUCAGAUGAAUCUGGAUCUACAGUACACUAAGCUCAAGGGGGAGGCUGCCUUCCUGCAGGAGGUGGAGGAGAACACAUCAGAGGAAGCACAGACCUUGAGGCUGCUAGAGAAUCGACUGGAGAAAACGCAGCUGAAAUGUGUUGAGGCCACACAUGUGAUGAAGGUGUAUCAACGACUUAAGGCCCAUCUGCAGGAGGAGAGCGUGACCUUUCAGAAGCAACUGGACACGUUGGAAACUGAGAUCCUGCAACAACGACAACAGCUGAAGGAGCUGCAGGCCAUGAACACAGGUGCUCAACUCUCUCGUGACGAAGCCAAGGGUGAGCUCCGUCAGCAGGAAGAGGUUAUGCAUAAGGAACGUCGGGAACGGGAAAAGAUCCUCAGUGAGUACAAGAAGCUGGCCGAGGAGAAGAGAACACAAGCAGAACGUGCUGAACGACGGGCUUUGCGAGCAGCUGCCCACUCCGACGAGCUCCACUUCGAUCGCCCGGAAACUGCGGAAACUGCAACCGAGGAGAGGUCCAACAACACUCUAGAAGAAUCCUUCCAAUACAUUAAAGCAGUUACUGGCGUCACUGAUGUCCAGGACAUUGUGAAACACUACAUACUACAGGGAGAGACUCUGAAGCACUUGCAGCAACUGGAGCUGGAGAAUAAGGACCAGUUGGUACAACUGAAGGUGGAGAAGGAGAGGCUGCAAGCACAAUAUGAUCACAUGAAAUAUUCUGGUGAAACCAAACUCUCCAGCGAGCAGAAAUUGUUAACAGACCUGCAAGCUCACCUGGAGGAUGAGAAAAAUCGACGGGAUAAAUCGAUAGAGCAUCUUGAAUAUGUCAACCGCAUCAUUCUGUCCACUAAAGCUGGCAUGGAGCACAUCUCUGACAAGAUGCAACACAUGCAAGUUUCUCAGGAUAGUAUUGGCACCGUGGCCCUGAUCUCCAGCUCGGAGGAGUAUGUGUUGGACCUGCUGUCAGUGACGGACGAGAAGCUGCUGCAACUCUAUCAGCAGCUGCGCACCCUUGAUCUGCACAAGAUGCUGCAGCUGAUGGAAGAAGAAGAGUUCCAUGCCAGUGUGGAAGGCAAAUUGCCACCGUACAACAUGAGGGUGAAGCUACCAGCUGCCCAAAAGCUGGACGUGUACGAGGAUGCUGACGAGGAUGAAGAUGCUGAUGAAGACAAUGACAGUGGAGACAAUACUGGUGACAUUAUUACACGAGCGAUGUUGAAGAGGCAGUCGCAGCAGAUAGUUGACUGGAAGACCAAGAAGAAAUCCCGCCCCAGAAGGAAGAAGGCAAAGCACAGAUCGGCUCAGGAGGGAAGCCCAGCGCCCCUUCCCAUCCUUGCUCGUUAGUCCUGUCUGUUGUAACUCUGGCUCCCAACUUGUAGGUAGUUUGUAACAAUUCAGGAAGGGUGGCCAGAAGGAUUGACAGAACUAUUUGCAGCACGUGUUUUCUGAAUAGAUGCUAGGUUAGAAAUCACUGGGCAGUAUUUUGAAACAAGCACUAGAUUAGAAUCCCACUGUAGAGCAAUAAAUAGAGCCAUCUCUCUCUCUCCCUCUCCUUCUCCCCCUCUCUCCCUCUCUCCCUCUCUCCCUCUCCAUUCACCCUCUCUCUCCUUAUCUCCCUCUCUCUCUCUA
Molecule: messenger RNA, 2060 nt
Organism: Amblyraja radiata (thorny skate)
Lineage: Eukaryota; Metazoa; Chordata; Chondrichthyes; Rajiformes; Rajidae
Gene: odad3
Product: outer dynein arm docking complex subunit 3
Exons: 13
Coding region: 60-1775 (571 amino acids)
Biological process (GO): cilium movement; outer dynein arm assembly
Cellular component (GO): ciliary rootlet; cilium; ciliary tip
Source: RefSeq, a predicted model, not a curated record